This is a messenger RNA of Colius striatus (speckled mousebird), 7320 nucleotides long. RefSeq names its product synaptotagmin-like protein 4. Gene Ontology annotation, biological process: exocytosis; intracellular protein transport. Gene Ontology annotation, molecular function: neurexin family protein binding; small GTPase binding. Lineage: Eukaryota; Metazoa; Chordata; Aves; Coliiformes; Coliidae. The transcript has 18 exons. The coding region runs from base 2771 to 5677 and encodes 968 amino acids. Gene Ontology annotation, cellular component: exocytic vesicle; plasma membrane. The record is from RefSeq and is a predicted model, not a curated record.
AAAAGGUAAUUACAACUUCCCCAGAACAAACUCCUGUCACACUGUAGCAAGUAAUGCAAGGAGUACAUCCAAAGAAAUUGGUGGAGGUGAGAUUAAGGAAAGACUAUAAAUUAUUACAGUGACCAUGUAAUAUAUUCUCCCCUGUCAAUUGAGAUAAUGCUGUUGCAGAGAUAUGAAAGUUGGAAAGCUGUUGUAGUAAGAUAAAUGUAGCUAAGACAUAUGUGUAGGAGAGAACUUUAGAAGAACUAAUACAACCACAGCAGUGUUGUGAGGAGAGUUGUUUACAUUUUCCCAUGAAGGGCAAGAGUGAAAGAAUGGCUGGGAAUGUCAGAGGAGAAAUUGUUUCAAAUUAAUGCCACUGUCACCCUAGUUGUGGGCUCCCUUGAACCAGUAAUUGAUUUGAAUUAUCUCAUCAGGAAACACCUUUGGUAAGAAGUGGCACCCAAGCUGGAGUAGGUACUGCUUACUCUUGAUGUUACUGAGAACGCUUAAUACUGUAGUUCUGUGUGCUUGCCAAACUUCAGGAGUGAACAUCAGAAAUUCUCAGUCAUUUUAGAAACCCUAGAUUAAAGGAUGUGAGUUUGUGGAUUUUGUGUUACAAAACUGACAAACAAUAAGAGAUGUCUGAUUAAGAAGAGACUUUCUUACAGGUCGUGACUGAAGGGUUACCCUGAAUAUUCUAGGGAGAGGAGUGUGACAAUGAACUGGUAGAGUAUGACAGUAUCAGGAAAUGUUUGACCCUCACAGUAAGGCACAAGCAAUUUUUUAGCUAAAGCAACAUUAUAAGAACGCUGUAAAUGCUCUUUUACUUUGUAAUGAAGCUAAACACUAGGUCACACGUAUCAAAGACAAAUAUUGGAAGCUAGAAAACUGAGUAGAAAGGACAAUAAGUACAGUUAUGCUUAAUGAUCCAAACUGAAUCUUAAUUACCACCUCAUGCAUAACUGUUACAUAUAACCAAUGUUUGCAGGCUAGGAACAGUCACCAAAGGAUUUAUAGACAUUAGAUCCUCUAUAAAAGACUUCAGUGCCAAAAAGUUCCAGAUCCCUGAGCCAGAUAUAUUUUUCUACAGUACAUGAGACUGAAACCAGUGUCUCUUUGUGUCAGUGACUAUCUGCCUCAUGUCAUUCAGAAGAGAUCUGCUGAGGCUGUGUGUCUGUAUUCAGCUGAGCUCUGUGGUUCUUGAGCUCUUCUGACAGUAGGUAUCUUUGCCCUUUGAAGUACUGAGUUUGCUUAACCUUAGAAAUGAGGCCCAGAGAGAAGAGGUGUCUUGUGAAUCACAGUGUAUGUGACAAUUCCCUUUCCUCCUUCCAAGAGGAGCUGUUGGCUAUUGGUGUGGAUGCACUACUCUCUUUUCCUCUUGAUGCUUUCAGCUAUAGAAAAUAGUCAAAAUUACUCUGGGCUAAAGAGACCAGCAGAAAAGUAGCCUGAGUUUAUUGCUUAGUGGGUAGGGCAGUUGCCUAGAAAUAGAUUUAAAUCAUCUCAGGCAGAGGAAGCAGCCUAAGUUAGCAUGUAUUCAGUAGGCAGUACUCACUUCUAAGUUUUGAAGGCAGCUGUAUCUGCAUGUCACCAGGAAUCUGAUACUCUGUGGACCUAUUACUGUAACAAGUCUUGCAAGGGAUUUAGAUUUCCAGCUCCUGUUGUCUGGAAACCAGUCAAUUGCUGUGUGAACUGAGUACCUGAAUAAUCAUUCCAUUAAACUGAAAACCAGAACUGCUGAAACACACAACUCUGGAGCGCUGGUACCUUGGGAACUUUAAAGCCAAAGUGGUCACUGUUGUCAAAACAUAUUCUGUGUCAGGCAGCACCAGGGUGGAAGUUUUCAGGAUCUCUUUUUUUCACCUUCAAGUGGAAUUCAGACCCACAAGAUUUCAUCUGCACUCUGAUGGUAUUGAUGAAAGGUGCAAAAUAAGAUCCUUUAAGCCCUGCAAUGUGUUGGCUUCAUGAUUGUUCUUAGUUCACAGGAAACUCAAGGGUGAACAACAAUGUGGAGGAGAACAAUGUGGUUCAGAACUGCGUGGACACACACGGCAGUACUGAUAGUUGGGUAGAGUCAAAGGCUUUAGCCUACUUCCUGGUCAGUUUUGCAAAGUAGGUUGGAUAAAUGGGGAUUGUAGUAUUUUUUUAAUGAUAUUUGUGUAUAAUUAUAACUAGAAAAAAAGUCAAUGCAAUUUGCUUAACUUGAAAGGCCAAAUCCCAAAGUGCGCACGUAACAGACCCUUUUCAAUCUCCAGUGGUUCACAAUACAAAUGCCCAUUUAAGUUUUAGUCAUGCUGCUGUGUUAAUUCAAUGACAAUCAUUUUUGGGGGUCCAAAGCUGACCAGGAAAUCUGCAUUAACACUCUAGGCUAUUUCUUCUUUUUCUGCUUCUUGCAUCUCUUCAUUUUCAGGUGUUCCAGAGGCUGCUGUUUCAUCAGCAUGAGGGUAUUCGUUUGUUGCAUUGCUUGGUGGGACUGCAGCGGCGGGAAUGCUUUCUUCAUUAGGGAUGCCUGAAGUCGGUGGAGGCACACUGCCGUGCUGAAGGGAGCACAUGCCAGAGGGGAAGGCAUGCAGUGUGGAGAAACGUGCCAGCCAGGAGCCUGGAAGUGCAAGUCCAGGUGCUAAGGCAACUUCUACCCAAGCCAUGGUGCUGUGAAGUUCUUCUCCGGUUGCCUCCCGCUCAGCACACGGGGCGGGCUGCACAGGGGCUGCCUGUGGCAGUCGGGGCUGGAGCCGUUCCUGUCGUGCCAUCGCUUCAGCUGUCUGAGGAACAGGAAAGCAUUGCAGGGAAGAUGUUGGACUUGAGCUUCCUGACCGAGGAAGAGUAUGAGAAGCUGAUGAAGGUUCUGCAGAGAGAUGCAGAGCUGAAGAAGAAGGAUGGGGAUCGCAUCAGGCGGAUACAAGGCUCCAUCAAGGAUGAAAAGAAGAAGAAGUUUGUGACAGGUGAAUGGUUUUCAGAAGUGAAGGCAAAACGGUUUCAGGAAGACUUAGAGGGGCCAGAUCUGCUUUGGGCAUCAAUUAGAAGGAAAAAGGGCAAACUAGAAAAUGAGGCCAACGAGCACAUCCAAAGGGGUCUGGAAAGCAAAGCUGCCCCGAGUCCUGCCUUCCCUGAGCCCGCUGCUGCUGCUGCGGCAGAGGAGAGAUCCAGCACAACUGCUCUUGAUACCCCAGAGGAGCACAAAAUCUUACCAAAACCGAAGCCGAGGCUUCCUGUCAUGUGGUCUGCAUCACACCAGAGAUCCAGUAUACACGAUGUCUCUUCCUCAGAGAGUGACACUGGAACAAGUCCAUUUGUGGCUGCAACAAACAGCUUGCAUUUGUCUAGAAAAGGCCAUGGAGUAUCUCCAUUGUCCACCAAGCUUUCGGAGGAUGCUGUGCCUCAGCCCAGCAGUGCAGCUGAAGGAGAAGCCACUGGCACCACCACGGGGCCAAAAACUCCACCUGAAGACACUUCUGCUCCCAGCAAGAUACCAGUUAAGAGGAAACCAAGCAGGCUUUUCCCUAGAUUGGAACAGUCUGGGAAUCACGUGGGGCCAGCAGAGAACAGCCUCACAAACAGAAGUCUGCUGGCAAGCCCCAAACCACUGGCCUCAGAGGGGGAGAGCAGCCAGGCCAUGAAGCAAGGCACAAACUAUACAAUCUCACCAAUGAGCAACAAAGAGGAGGAUAUCGGCCUUGACCGCGAACACUUCAAGAACUUGAAGAACUUCUGGGAGAAGGGAGCAGACUCUGGGGCUGUGGCAAAGGAGCCAGAGGACUCCAGCCGGGGGGAGGCAGAUGGGAGGCACUUCAGGGUGUGCCGCUCGCUCUCGGUGCAGUCUGGGCAAGGCCAGAGCAGUGAAGGAAAACCUGGUGUCUUCACUAAAACAAGAGCCCCCUACAAGAGGACGAUAACCUUGUCUUCUAGUGAGGAGGAGCCAAGCUAUGUGGCACCUGCAAGGAAGGGCUCGCUUUCCAUCGUUCCUAGAGCCACGUAUGCUAAGAGCAAAGGCGGCCUGGUUACCAGGAGCAACUCUCUGAGUGAAAGCAAUGGGAGGGUGCCAGGGCCGGAGGAAGAGAAAACAACGCAGCACUGCUCCAAGAAAUCCAGAUUGCCCGUGCGAGCACCUUCUGCCAAAAUGGAGUCGCCUACCAGAGGAGUGUCUGGCAGCACAGUGGAGCCAGAGACGCCUACGGAGGAGUUUGUGGUGGCAGAAGAGCCCGCGCAGGCAGUGAAUUCCCCGUCGAGCAGGGUGCAGAUACUGAUCGAGCCUGUGCUUACAGAUGGUGAAAACGGUGAUGAGAAAGAGGAAAGGUCUGAUCUGGGCACUCGUGACAACAUGGAAAUAAAUGGAGAGCUACCAGAGGAAAAGAUUUGUGAGUCUUCAGACAAACCAGCACCCGGAGAACCAGCCAAAGGGAGGGAAGCCCUUCAUGGAAUGGACUCGGCUGCUCACUCAGAGGAAGAUGGGGAUCGUUCUGCUGCUGCUCAGGCACUGGCCCGAGCAAAUAGCAUUAAUCUUGCAAAGAGCAUGGUGAACAUUUACACAACCACAGAGACAUACAAUAAACCUCACUUGAUACCCCAGCAGUUUCUUGAGCCCGAAAGAGUCAAAGAGCUGAGCAGAUCCUCUCCUCUCCUGUUGUCUGAGACCGAAUCAGACACAGCUUCAGAGAUCAGCUUCCAGUGUAACAAGCACAAAAAGAGCCCGAGCGUUGGCAGCCACUCAUCCGACAUGGCAUCUGUCUCCUCGGUGAGUGGCAGUGUGCUCAGCGUCUACAGUGGGGAUUUUGGGAGUGUGGAUGCGCAAGGUACUGUGGAGUUUGCUCUAGACUAUGAUGAGAAGAACCGAGAGUUCCAGGUUCAUGUGUCCCAGUGCAAAGACUUGGCUGUUGUGGAUGAGAAGAAGGGCAGAUCUGACCCAUAUGUUAAAACUUACCUGCUCCCAGAUAAAGCUAGAAUGGGUAAGAGGAAAACUUCAGUGAAGAAGAGGACAGUGAAUCCUAUUUACAACGAGGUGUUACGGUAUAAAAUAGAGAAAAUGGUAUUGCUCAUCCAAAAACUGAAUCUCUCUGUUUGGCACAAUGAUCCACUGGGACGUAACAGUUUCUUAGGAGAGAUUGAAGUUGACUUGGCCAGCUGGGACUGGAGCAACAGGAAACUCAACUGGUACCCGCUGAAGCCCCGGAGCCUUUCUGCUGUUAAUGGUGUGGACCAUCGAGGAGUGAUGAAUUUGUCUAUUAAGUAUGUCCCUCCAGGAAGCUUAGGCCCCAAGAAUCCUCCAUCUGGUGAAGUUCACAUUUGGGUCAAAGAUGUCAAGGACCUGCUGCAGUUGCGUCCUUCUGGCGUUGACUCCUUUGUGAAAUGCUAUGUGCUUCCAGACACCAGCAAGAAGAGUUACCAAAAGACCCGAGUCAUAAAAAGAGACACAAAUCCUGUUUUCAAUCACACUAUUGUAUAUGAUGGCUUUCAUACGGAGGAUCUAAAGGAUGCUUGUGUUGAGCUGACUGUGUGGGAUCAUGAGAAGCUUACCAACCAUUUCCUGGGAGGAAUCAGGCUGGGCCUUGGAACAGGUUUGAGCUAUGGCAUCUCUGUGGACUGGAUGGACUCCACACAAGAGGAGGUGGCCUUUUGGCAGGAGAUGAUGUCAGCUGCCAAUGAAUGGAUUGAGGGCUGGCUGCCCCUGCGCUCACUGGCAGGGAGGAAAAAACUGAAAUAACCCAGCAGUGGUGCCACAGAAAGGCUGAGUGUGGCCAUUAGAACUGGGAAACCUCCUGCAAGAGGUGACAGGGGCUGGCAAGUGUCAUGUUAAUGAGGCAGUUGAUGGACAGCACUUUGGAGAUGUUAAGUGCUAAUCCCCUGACAGGGGACAUGGAAGAUGCCAAACUGAUGCUGUACUUUAUUUUGACCAAGAAGAGACUUCAUUUGCCUUUUCAUUUAAUCAUCUAUAUUCAAUGUCUUUGAAUUGUGUGAAGCCCUGGGAACACUGGCAGAAGGAAAAGGAGAUCCAGAGAGUUUUAUUUUUGUACUGUUUCCUGUGCAGAGCUGUAGUUCUACUAAAGCAGCAGCAUGGCAUUAUUGAUAUUCCCCUGCAAGUGGUACACUUUGUACUUGAUGUAGAAUCGCUCCAAGUCACCAGCAGCACAGCCUGAGAAUGAGAGCGUUGCAUUUGUCACUGGUGAUAACACGUCUCUAACGUGAGGAAAACGGAGACCCAAGGUGAAUCUAAAGGAGGAGAGGACUAUUUGAAGAAGAAAAUGAAGCAAUGUGAGGAGGAUAACAGCCAGGGAUUCAAUGUAUUAGUUUCUUUCUGCUUUAAUAUGAAAGAGAGAAGUGAUGGUCCUGCAGCCUGUGGGAUUCUGCAACCAGGGGCUGGGGUGGUCUCCUGCAUCUUUCAGCCAAUGCCUGUCACCAAGCUGUCGGUGCCUGGACUCUCCUUUUUGCCAGGAGCUUGCAAGAACUUUGCAUCUGGCACCCUGACAGAGAGGCAUCGUGAAUGCAAUUUGAGACGCAGCUUUGUGAUUUCUCUUUUGGAUGCACAUGUUGUGAUUAAAUAGAAUGUUUUUCUUUAGGCAUCAGCUGGUCUCCUUGUACCUAUGUUCAGCAUGGUCCAAGUAACGAAAAAGCAAGUGGAAGAGGUGUAAAAUUUCGUCAUGUCAAAAUGACCUGGUUUUGCCCAAGGGCAAGUCAAAUGUCAUGGAGGAAUAUUUUUAGUAGCUAUUCUACCCUAGAUUUGGACUCUGUGAAUAUUCUGAUAUUCUUCUGUCAUGUAUUGAUCUUAUUUAACUCAAGCUUGGCGUCAACUUUCAUCUGGCAAAGAUGGUUGUAAAUAAAUGAAUGGAAAAAGGUGUGCCUAAAAGAACAAGAGUUUUCCAUGAAAUCAGGACAUUUGGGAGAUGAUCAACAGCUUUCAUGGGGGAAAAAAAUAGAGAAUUUUGCACUUGUAAAAAGAGAAUACCUGAAAAUAUACCAGCCAUAGCAGGGAAAGCACUAAGAGAGAGUCUGUACAGCAAGAGAAUUAAAUAACAACCAUCUAAUGAAGAACCUGAUGUAUAUAGUGUGUCAGCCCAAAGCUAUUUUGUAUGCACUCCAGCCUGUCAUGCUUUGUUCAGGAAGGUUUGGUCAUUUAUUACCUUUGUGGGAUAAAAUAACAAUAUUAGGCCUAAGAUGAGAGGCUUUUUUAAUUAUUACCUUUACCUGUUUAUGUGCUGACCAUGUGAAUAUUUACACAUACCUAUAACGAGCCUCCUGCUCACCAGAGUGGUGGCUUGUUGCAGUGAAGUUCCCCUGAGGACUGCUGCUCUCACCCUGAGCACUUCUCUUGUGCUUGGGUAGGGCUGGGUCUCUCCUUGGAGGGUUCAG